AUGAAGUUGCCACACUCUAGUAAACUUAAUCGUGCUACGGGGCAUCGCAUGGCCAUGUUAAGGAACAUGGUAUCUUCUUUAGUUGAGCAUGAUAGAAUUAAAACUACUUUAGCCAAAGCCAAAGAAGCACGAAAAUUAGCUGACAAGGAACAUUUUAAGACGAUUCCUAAACUCUUUGGAGAGAUGGCAGAUCGUUAUCGUGAAAGAGACGGCGGUUACACUCGAAUUCACCGAAUAGGCAACCGUGUCUCUGAUAAUGCACCCAUGGCAGUUUUAGAAUACGUCGACGCUCCAGGGGAUUUAAAAUAUGAAAUGUUAAUAAAACAACUUGCAAGAAAAGAAAUUGACCCAUCUCUAAAAGUUCCGACCACAUUUAAUGGAGAGGGAAUAUCACCACUGAGAAAGAAACGUGAAUUUAAAAAAUGGGUGGGUAGACUUAAGGCUCAGAGAAAAUUUGAAAAGCAAGUGGAAAAAAUGGUGAAAUGUAAAGAAAUGACACCUAGAGAUUUGGAUAGUGCAAUUUUACAAGAAAUUCGUAACCUUAAAAUUGCUGAUGAACGUAAAGAAGAUAUGAGGAUUAAAUAUAAGUUGAGAAUGAAAGGUGGCCAUUUGUCUUACGAAAAUAUGCGUUAA
This is a messenger RNA of Dentiscutata erythropus, 633 nucleotides long. The record is from the annotation of a GenBank genome assembly. Lineage: Eukaryota; Fungi; Glomeromycota; Glomeromycetes; Diversisporales; Gigasporaceae.